AUGGCGUACUCGCCUGCCCCUGCCUCCCCUGGCCCCAAUAAUGGUGGCCCAGCGCUCCUCAACAGUCUACACUCGAGAGGCCGCUCGACGAGUCCCCCGACCAGCGUCCCUCUAUCCAAGCGAGACAAACGGCGCAGUGCGCUCCAAGAGCGUCUCCAGGACCUGACGGCCUCGUUCAGCCAGAAUAGAGACACCCAGUUCCGCCAGCAACUGCACGCCCUGCAGUGUGAUAUGACUCUGAUCAACAAUGCCGAUCUCUACUCCCCCGGCCCGCUCCCCGACUCCGCGGACGACAUCGCGAAGUUGAUUGAGAAUACCGUGGGUGGGGGCAAGUUCGCCAAGGAGAUGGCGAGUCUGGCGGGCAUGUGGUACUCGCGGUUUGUGCAGGAGGUUAAUCAGGUGAAGGCUGAUAAGGAUGCGGAUUUGGCGAUGUUGGCGCAUCGACAUGAUAGUAACCUGGAUCGAUUUACUCGUGAAUAUUCUUUCCGGAUCCAUUUUGCCGAAGAAGAAUACAAAAACCUCUCCUCUACUCUCCGCGAACGACUCGUGCAGACCAUCUCGAGCAAACGCGCUCGUCUGAUGCGUGAGAAGGAGCAGUUGGAUAUCGCCGAUACCAACGCUCUUCUGCUGCACCCCAAUCAAUUCAGUAUCACCAACCCUGCCAGUCCCGGCGGGAUCCACGGGAACCGGAAGACCCGUCAUACUCGCCACCGAGUCGACUUGGAUGAGUUGGGCAAUGGCAUUAUAUCUGAGAUCAAUAAGAGGAAGCGCAAGGCGCCGGAGGAGGAUGUCGGGUCGCCGGUGCGAGAGAGCGGCGCGGCAGCAGGCACGGCGGCGGCGACAUCGUCGUCUGCCCCGGCCGAGCGCGCCAAGGCGCAACUGGCCCAGCAGCAACAGGCGCCGUUGUAUUCGAUCAACUCCCUGUUCACCGAAAAGGAGCUCAGCGCCCACGCCAACCAAGCCCACGUUGCCACCGUACAUUUCUUCUCGACCUCCAAGCGUGGCGGCGAUCAGCCGUCCGGCACGGCGACGAACGGCAACAAUACCGACACGGAGGAGGCUUCCGGCGUGGAUGGUACGGGCGCCGAGGACAACGGUACCCCGGCGACCGACAUGGCUCGCACGGCCAGUCAGAAUUACCAUGCGACGCGAUCCACGCGCGGACAUGGGAACCAUGCGCUCAAUGCGCUUGCGGAACUGUCGGACAAGCCGGCGGUCCGGCCCAACUUGCCGUACAACAUCCUGGCCAAUUACCACGCGCGACCCAGCAACAACGGCGCGCCCCCAUUGCCUCCGCUGAUGAAUGAAGAAGUCGACGACGACUGGGCUCGUCUGCAGCGGUUGAACGCCAAGCCGUCGGGCUAUUUCGACAAGAACCUGGUGCAUUUACUGGUGGAGCCCGUUCCGACCGAGACGGACGGGGUCCCGACCAACCCGAACCGAUUCAGCCUGUUGCAUCCCGACUUUCCCAUCGAUAUGGGCAUGCAUCUGUAUCCGCUCAAAGGCAGCGACGACAGUUACGGACAAGAGCGUACGAAAAAGGCCCGAGCGGGCUAA
Aspergillus melleus is the source of this 1557-nucleotide messenger RNA. RefSeq names its product Sds3 domain-containing protein. The coding region runs from base 1 to 1557 and encodes 518 amino acids. The transcript is spliced from 2 exons. NCBI's taxonomy places the organism in Eukaryota, Fungi, Ascomycota, Eurotiomycetes, Eurotiales, Aspergillaceae. Gene Ontology annotation, cellular component: Sin3-type complex. Gene Ontology annotation, biological process: negative regulation of transcription by RNA polymerase II. Gene Ontology annotation, molecular function: histone deacetylase binding. The record is from RefSeq and is a predicted model, not a curated record.